ACAUCACCAGCGGUGGAGGGGAAUGCCAGCCGUGCAGCGGAAGAGUCACGUGCAGCAGCUUAAUCUGUCUCCGUUGAAAGCGAGGACAAAGGUCCCACCACAGCUUUUACUGCACAGCAAAACUUACAAGUGGCAACCUUUGCACAAAGGAACUUGGCAAGGAGCAGGCUGGUGUGCAAGAACCCACAGGAAGAGGAGGAGGGGCCCUGCAGCCGGCAGCAGCCCUCAAGGUGCCCAGCGAGACACAGGGUGGGAAUACUGCCUACCCGGAGCUCUAUUUUCUCUCCCAGCACAGGAGCAAUUGGAAAGGCAGACUCAGGAAGCUCUGCAACCGGAGAGCUCUGGUGGGGAUUGGAGUCAGAAUCUCAUCGGGACAGGGAAGCGCUCCAGCCAAGAGAGCCUUGAACAUGCUUUAAAGGGAGCCGGAUGCCUCUGGGGAGCCACAGGAGGAGAUCUUGGGGAUGGUGAAGCUUGCCAGAGGAGGCAGCAUGGCCGGGAUGCAGAAGGAAGAGAGUCUGGAGGUACCAAAGGGCACUGAGCCAUGUGUGUUGCCAGAGGCUUCCCAGUCUCACGCAGAGGCACUUAAAGACAGGCAGAUGCCCAACCCCAGAGUCCAGGCAUUAUCAUCAUCCGCAGCAGCAGCGGGGAAGGUGAGUCUCCGCCAGUCACAGAAGCGGGACCUGAUCAGGAGCCUGGGCAGAUUUAGCAGAGGUUCAGGUAACUGGGAAGUGGGCUCUGACACCGCCCGGCUCUCCAUAGGCCAGGGCAGCACGCGACGGAGAGGUCUGAAGGAGUUCCUGCUGCAGAGCAGUGGAGCUGAGGGAGCCAUGUGGCUUGCAGCUGCUCAGAAGAUAGCCAGCAGCAGCAGCACUACUGUGGGGAUACCCCAAGAGCUGGAGCAGAAGUUGGAACAGAGCCCUGAGGACUUGUCCUUAGCUCUAGACCCCCUAGAGCAUGAGUGGAUGCUGACUGUGGCCCAGGGGAACCCGCAGGGCAUCCUGAGAUUGCUAGAUGUGGAUCCCAGCCUGCUGGGCAGAAGAGAUUUUGUGACGGGCUUCACAGCCCUCCAUUGGCUGGCCAAGCAUGGCAACCAUGAGGCGCUGAUUGAGGUGAUCACCUGUGCAGAGAAGAAGGGUUAUCAUGCGGAUGUCAACAUUCCCACAGCCAGCGGUGGGCUGACCCCCCUGCAUCUGGCUGCCCUGCAGGGCCAUGAGAUGGUCAUUAAGGUUCUGGUGGGAGCCUACGGUGCCAACACGAGCCUGCGGGACCACAGCGGCCACAAAGCCUGGCAGUACCUGAAAGCAGAUGCCUCCAGGGAGCUGAAGGAGCUGUCAGGGGCUUUAGAGGAUGACCUGGCCCAGCUAGGUGCCUGGAACACCAACAACAACUGCAAGCCAUCCAGAAGGGCUGGGGACUCUGGUGCUGAAAGGAACAGUCAGAUGUUCUUCAGGCUGCCCUCCUUGAGGAACAUGUUCAGACAGGCACUUUCCUUCUUCCAAGACCUUUAAGUUGUCCUCUGUGCCUAAGACUCAGUUUGAUGUGGCCUAUGAAUUGGUUGUGAAGAGCAGCUUGGUUAGGGCUAGGGGAGGUGAGGUAUGGAGAACCGGGGUAUGGCAAGGUUUGGUAGAGGAGACAACUGUGGAACUGGUACUAACCCAUGGGUGCUGAGGCACAGAGAUUACUCAAGAGCCAUUGACUAAGGCUUUUGCAAACCUGUGCAGACUUGGAUCCUGCACCACGCCCCUUGCAAGCCGCGUGCUUAGCCUUUGUGCCUGUGUACCUUGGGGGCAGGAUUUGGCUCUCAGGAACUAUUCUGCUUGAACAAUGGAAGCCUCUGACAGUGACAUUUCUUCUGCUGCUUCUUUAACCUCUCCACCGUGAAUGGAGACCCAGAAGUGCAGCCUGCCAUCCUCCACCCCCAUGCAAGUGCCCCACACAGGCCUGGCUCCUUAUGUUGUUCACAGCUGGCCAGGGCAUGGGCCUAUAAAGCAUGGGGAUGUUGAGAAUGCCUUAUAAGCAAUCCCGUCUGCUUUGUUUACAUUGUUUCCCUGCUUGCUCCAGCGCUGUGACUGAGAACAGCAAUAUGGAAAGAGGUGCUUUUACUUUUAGUGCUGUUGUCGCUGCCGACAUUUCCCCCCUGCACAAGUCACAGGAUGGAGUAGCAGAGGAAGCCCAAUUGUGUGGUUAAAACACAGGACUGGGUGGCAGGAGAACUUGCAGGCUAUUUCUGGCUUCUCAUGUGACUUUGGUCAAGUCACUUUAUCGCUCACUGCCUCAGUUUCCUCUUUUCCAAAUGAGGAAAAUGCCUGUCGCCACUGCACGGGGAGGCUGUAAGAUUAGAGCGACUGUUGUCUGCAGGCUGCUGGGAGGACAGCGGACAGCCAGAGCUAGCAGUGUGUCAUAAAUCAUUCCACGGUGACUCAUUGAGAGGUCUCAGAGUUUGGACUCCAGGUGGGGAAAGAAGCAGCCACUGAAACUCCAGAGACAAACGUCUUCAUUUCCUGUACAUGUCUCUUCUAAGAAAGAACAUGGAGGAAAACAUAGAAAACAGGUAAUGCCACUAAACUGCAUGUGCAUUCAAAACGCACUGAAAAAAGAUCAUUUGCAUUUCUUUUCCCAGAAGAAAUCUGCUGUGUCAAAUAGAAACUUGAGUCCCCAAUUAGACUCCAGUCCUGGAGCACAGAGAAAAUGGUGGUCAGGCAGGCAGCAGCUUUAUUUAAACAGCUCCAGCACUCGCAAAGAAUGGACACAACGUAGAGAAAAGGAAGGACCUUAGGAACACUCUGACAUCUUCUGACCACCUGGGUUUGAGGAUUUUAAAUUAUAAAGCCCGAAGUGGCAUGAUAGGAGACUCAAGGCACCAUAGGCAAAAUUUUAAGUGCUAAAUGGGAUACCUUCUCAUGCUCCCUACCUGUUCCCUGGACCCUGUCUCCCUAUAGACAUCAGUCAGCUCUGCUGGGGGGUGGGGAAAGGGGCCAGAUUAGGCAGAAGUUAGUGCAGGUAGGUGCCAUGCAGAGGAAAGGAACUUAGCUCACAUUCCUAGGUAGGAGGAGCCAUUGUUCUGGGAAAUAGAAAAGGCACAUAGAUAAGAACAAUAAACAAUAAUGUACAGACACUCCAGAGAAACAAGGGAGGGAGUGGUUAUUAAUCCCUCUUUCUAAUGUAUCGCUGCUCAGAUUUGAAAGCAUUAAAAAGAUAAAUCCUUUUCUACUCGCCCGUCUGACGUGUAUGUU
Molecule: messenger RNA, 3233 nt
Organism: Pelodiscus sinensis (Chinese soft-shelled turtle)
Lineage: Eukaryota; Metazoa; Chordata; Testudines; Trionychidae
Gene: SOWAHD
Product: sosondowah ankyrin repeat domain family member D
Molecular function (GO): protein binding
Source: RefSeq, a predicted model, not a curated record